Molecule: messenger RNA, 345 nt
Organism: Talaromyces stipitatus ATCC 10500
Lineage: Eukaryota; Fungi; Ascomycota; Eurotiomycetes; Eurotiales; Trichocomaceae
Exons: 2
Coding region: 1-345 (114 amino acids)
Source: RefSeq, a predicted model, not a curated record
AUGAACCUCGAUUCACACAUCCAAGCCAUGGUUUUGCCGCAACUCAACGAGGCCGAGUCUUCAACUUUCUGGGAUUACAAUACAAUUCUCGAUCCACUCGCUCGCGUGUACGACAAUCCGAACAAGACUCACGAGGCCGCAGAUCGUCUUUGCGCACUCAAACAAGGCGCCACUGAAACUAUGCCGGUAUUUGUUGCGAAGUUUGAACGAGUUCUUUUCGAAGCCCGUGCUUCGAACAACAAUCCUUCGUCCUCACAACAAUACCCCAACAAGAUGGAUCUUUCCAAGGCGCAAGCUGAACUGGCGAAGACCGAAUCUGAUGACGAAUUCUUGAUCAGUUUAUGA